This is a messenger RNA of Exophiala xenobiotica, 988 nucleotides long. RefSeq lists its product as hypothetical. The transcript is spliced from 2 exons. Lineage: Eukaryota; Fungi; Ascomycota; Eurotiomycetes; Chaetothyriales; Herpotrichiellaceae. The record is from RefSeq and is a predicted model, not a curated record. The coding region runs from base 142 to 876 and encodes 244 amino acids.
CUCUCACUUGCGUUUCCAACGUCACUGCUCGCUCGAUGUUGGGCAUACACGCAGCCAAACUACGAGGAUACUUGUAUGACGACUCCGGAAGAUCGCCUGUUGCGGGUAUAAAAGCUGACAACAGCCAGUCGAGGAUGUGACAUGAGACGACCACCGACCGUGUGCAGGAUACUAUUAAUCCACCACGCUCCUCGACGACACCUAUAUCAGACACAUCAGACACUCCCACAGUGGCGGCAUACUACUCCGAGCUGCUCGGCACUCUCGAAAUCAAUCCUGAGACCCACAUCUUUCUCGACAACACCGUGCCUCGUCCCUCAACAGAGAACGAUCUCGAAUCAAGCCGUCCACAUGGCUGAAUCGUCCACAGUUUCGUCGUCGUCGUCGGUCCCUGUCCCACCACCAAUCACCCACAUCUUAGAGACGUGCCUCAUGGUCAACGACAUCAAGGCUUCGACAGAAUUCUACAAAACUACCUUCAACAUUGCCCCUUUCAUGGACACUCCCCGAAUGUCCGGUUUCGCACUGGGCCAGACCACCCUUUUACUCUUCCAGCUGGGCGCCACCGCCGCCGACUCACCUAUGCCAGACGACCGUGGAACCAUACCGGGUCAUGGCCCCUCGCAGGAUAUCCUGGACUUACUCAAGCAACAACCAUCCUCUGCCGAAAAGCCUAGAUCGGGCUUGCAUCAGCAUUUCUGCCUCGCCGUGAAAUCACCAGACGACGUGACUGCUUGGGAGAAGUGGUUUGAAGACAAGAACAUCAAGAUCACGGGCAAGGUCAAUUGGCCGAGAGGUGGGAAGAGCGUGUAUUUCGCUGAUCCCGACGGGAAUGUAGGAGAGGUUGGCAGUCGAGGGAUCUGGGAGCAUUAUUAGAAUACUUGAGCCUCGCACGGAGGAAAGCAAUCGAGCCUGAGAUAACAUCAGAAUUCGUUCUCGGAUGAUGUCCAUAUCUGCCUAGGAACGCCAGCCAUGCAUUCACAAGUAC